Stylonychia lemnae is the source of this 2733-nucleotide messenger RNA. Lineage: Eukaryota; Ciliophora; Spirotrichea; Sporadotrichida; Oxytrichidae. The record is from the annotation of a GenBank genome assembly.
AUGGAGUCUGUCUAAACAACCAUAAGAACAGCAGUUGGAGGCUUGCCUGGCGACUAAACAGACACUUCCUCAAACCACGGCCACAGUCAACAAGACUCUUAAUAAAAUCAGAAUGCUGCUCGUCUUGAUGAGAUCAAGUCCAAGACUCAGAGGAUAACGAGUAGUUUGACUAACACAAUGACAGGAGAAGGAGGAGGAGGCGCUGGCUUGGAUAAGUUUUUCUCUGAAUUAGAGGGGACUGAAGGCAGCCGGAUCCACGACACCUAAAUGACUAAGAACCGACCCUAGCAUGCAAGCAAAGUAGAAACUCAAAUAAGCAACGUAACUGAUCAAGAGAAGGAUAGUGUUAAGAAAAAGAUCAAUAAGCUUUUGAUGAACAGUGGAGGUGAGUCUGGAGAUAACUUUGGCUGCGAAAGUGGCAAGGGAUCCUCGCAUCAACAGUACUCUUCAUACUCCAAUUAAAGAAGUCCUAAAAAAGCUGGGGCUUAAAUCCUCAAUCAAAGUAGCAGUGGAAGCGAUUCCAACUUUUCUGCAGAAGAAAACUCUCCAUUUCCAUCAAAGAACAAGGGCAGUAAACAUUAAACUUAGAUAAUAAAUCCUAUCCAAAACAGCAAUAGCGAUUCAAGUCCCUUGCUUAAGGAAGCCUCUCCAAAAAAAGACAGCGAUCGCUAUCUCAUCCCUCCACCAGAAGAUUUGAUAGCUAAAUCAGUAUUUAUAAUUGAACCUAUUCGAACUGGUGCUCCUAUUAGUUUUGUGAAAACAGAUGUGCUCCGAGGAGAUGAACGCAAAACUGAAUUAAUGGCAGAGUCUAAGCCUAAAACCUCUACUGAUCCCGAGCCAGUAUCAAAAUCAUCAAAUAAAUACAUAGCUGACGAGAUUGUCAAGGCUGAUAAGGAUGGACGAUUAGUUUAUUGCCGAUUUGGGAAGCAAUACAUCACUAAUUUGGAAAAGCAGAUAAAUUCAUUGCUAAAUAAUAAUAUCGGAGGAGGAGCCUAACUCAGUACAGCAAUCAAAUCAGCUACCUAUUUGAUCAACAUAAAGAAGCUAAUUAAAGAGCAUAACAUAGACACUGAGUUCAACCAGUUUUAGAAAAUGAGAACCAAGUCAAACGUAGUCAACAAACAAGGUGAAAAUGGACCAGCAUUACCAUACUAUAAUCCAUAGGAUAUAAGCGAUGUAACACUGCAGUUUGAAUCUAGAUUUGAAUCAGGCAAUCUCCUCUGUGCUAUGAAGGUAUCGGAUAACGAAUACGAUUUAGUUCUCUAAAAUGACAUAAAUACUAAUGGUCACACGUAAUGGUAUUUCUUUAGAGUGGGGAAUACACACUAAGGUAUGAAAAUCAAAUUCAAUAUUCUGAAUUUGGCUAAAACUGAUUCACUGUAUAAUGAAGGAAUGAAAAUACUUGCUUUUUCAACUAAUCAGAAAAAAGAUAAUAAUCUCGGCUGGCAUAGAGUAGGCUCUGAAAUCUCUUACUUCUAGAAUUCUUAUAAAAGAGAGAACUUGCGAUUUACUCGCUAUUACUACACUUUUACCUUCUCCCAUGAAUUCGAGGGAGGUGAUGGAGACUAAGUUUACUUCGCUCACUGUUUCCCUUACACUUACUCUGACCUCUAAGAUGACUUGUCUCGCAUUGAAAAGGACUCUUACACUUAGAACUUCUUCUACAGAAACACUCUUUGCCGCACUCUAGCUGGGAAUAAGUGUGAAUAUAUAACAAUCACUAGCAAAGAAAAAGAUCCGCUUAAGUCUGGGGGUCAGCCUUCAUAGAAGAAAGGUGUAUUUUUGAGUGCAAGAGUGCAUCCAGGAGAAAGCAAUUCGUCUUGGAUGAUGAAGGGACUGAUUGAGUUCCUAGUCAGCAAUGCUCCUGAAGCCAGAGUCCUUAGAGAGAAGUUUGUUUUCAAGAUUGUACCAAUGCUUAACCCUGAUGGAGUCAUCAAUGGCAACUACAGAUGCUCUCUAUGUGGAUCUGAUCUGAACAGAAGAUGGAAAACCCCUUCAAAAGUGUUGCACCCAGUAGUAUUUGCUAUUAAACGCAUGGUCAAAGCAUUUUCUAAAGAACGUGAAUGUGCUCUGUACUGUGACUUUCAUGGUCAUUCCCGUCGCAAAAACAUCUUCAUGUAUGGCAACAACUAUCAAGAUAAGCCUGAUGCCACCAGAGUAUUUCCUUACAUUCUCUCGAAGCUUUGCGAUUUCUUCAGCUUUGAAUACUGCAGAUUUUCAAUGCAUAAGUCCAAGGAAGCAACAGCACGUAUUGCAAUGUGGAAGGAACUAAAGAUCCCUAACAUUUUCACUAUGGAGGCUAGUUUCUCAGGUGCUGAUAAAGGAGAAUUGAAAGACCAACACUUCACUAGUGAGCAUCUUAUGCUAUCUGGCAGAAGAGUACUAGAAGCUUUGAUUGUUUACUGUAAGAUUGAUGUGCAAGCUACUCUAAAUGAAUUGACUCUCAAGAGCAAGCAUAAAAAGCAUCACGAGAAAAAUGAAGAUGAAGAACUGAAAUAUGACGGGAACUACCUAACUUUCAAUGUAGAUAGUCUAUAGAAAGAACUGUAAGAAAAUAAGGAGUUAUUGAAGCUCACAGAGGGAAAGGAAGAUGGAGAAGGAGGUGGAAGUUCUGGCUCUGAUAGUGAUCCUAGUGAGGAUAAUUUAGAAGAAGAGGAAAUGGCUAAGAUAGUUCCUAUCAAGAUCAGAAAGAAGAAGAAUGAACUAAAAAAGAAGAGCAUUUCAGAUGCAUGA